AUGGAAGCAGGAAACCACACACAACUAUCAGAAUUCGUCCUCUUGGGUCUCUCAGAGGAUCCUGAACUGCAGCCUCUCCUCUUCGGUGUGUUCCUGUUCAUGUACCUGGUCACCGUUCUUGGGAACCUGUUCAUCAUCCUGGCCAUCAGCUCUGACUCCCACCUCCACACCCCCAUGUAUUUCUUCCUCUCCAACCUGUCCUUUGUGGACAUCUGCUUCAUCUCCACCAUUGUCCCGAAGAUGCUAGUGAACAUCCAGGCACAGAGCAGAGUCAUUUCCUACAAAGGAUGUCUCACACAAGUAUAUUUUUUUAUGCUUUUUUCUGUAAUGGACGAUUUCCUUCUGACUGUGAUGGCCUAUGACCGGUUUGUGGCCAUCUGCCACCCCCUGCACUACAAUGUCAUCAUGAACCCCCGCCUCUGUGGCCUCCUGGUUCUGAUGUGCUGGUUCACCAUUUUCUGGGUCUCCCUGCUUCAUAUUUUACUGAUGAGACAGCUGACCUUCUGUAUAGGCACUGAAAUUCCACAUUUCUUCUGUGAAUUUGCUCAGGUUCUCCAAUUAGCCUGCUCUGACACCCUCAUCAAUAACAUCAUCAUGUAUGUGGCCACUGCUCUGAUCGGUGUGUUUCCUCUCACCGGGAUCCUUUUUUCUUACUCUAAAAUUGUCUCCUCCUUAAUGAGGAUAUCAUCUGCAGGGGGAAAAUAUAAAGCAUUUUCCACCUGUGUGUCUCAUCUCUCUACGGUCUUCUUGUUCUACGGGACAAGCUUGGGGGUCUACCUCAGUUCUGCCGUGACCCAUUCUUCCCACAGAAGCUCGAUCGCCUCAGUGAUGUACACCGUGGUCACCCCCAUGCUGAACCCCUUCAUCUACAGCCUGAGGAACAAGGAUGUGAAGGGGGCCCUGGGAAGGCUCCUGAGUCGAGCAUCCUCUUCUCUGUGA
Messenger RNA from Equus quagga, 939 nucleotides. RefSeq names its product olfactory receptor 7D4-like. Gene Ontology annotation, biological process: G protein-coupled receptor signaling pathway. Gene Ontology annotation, molecular function: G protein-coupled receptor activity; olfactory receptor activity. The record is from RefSeq and is a predicted model, not a curated record. The transcript has a single exon. Gene Ontology annotation, cellular component: membrane. Lineage: Eukaryota; Metazoa; Chordata; Mammalia; Perissodactyla; Equidae. Bases 1 to 939 code for a protein of 312 amino acids.